AUGCAACGCAAGCGUCGGCUCACUGUGCAACCCGUCGAUGCGGCUCGCUUCUGCGGAGACAACAACGGCGCGGUGGUGUCGUUCCUGAACGGCAUGAACCACCUCGUCGUCGCCAACCCUGCCCCGAUGACUGAGGGCGAGCAACUGCCCCUGCCGUCGCGUGUGUUGGUGCACGCGUACGCGGGUGCGCAGCUGGCUGACGCAGUCGUGAGGACCCGGGAAGAGUUUGUCGAGGAAGCAGCCGUGAACUCUGCUGCCGUUGUGGCCUGCCGCGUGACGCCGCUGCGAGCCUCGAGGGCAAGCACGGGGACUAACUACCCUGUGCGCACAGAGGGGCCCACGAAAAUCGUCUUCUUCUCCGGCUGCCAGCGGCUGGCUGAGGUGGGCAUCGAUGACGGGGUCGUGACUAGAUCUUCGCCCCCUAUGCAGCUACCCUGGUGCCCCAUGCAGUGCUUCCGCGUUGAAUCUGAAGACCCCGUCAAAGGUUUAGUGGCGCUGGACAUGGCUGCUUUCCUGAAAGAUCCGCAUACUCUCUGCGCCUGCACUCCGCAGCUUGGCAAGCUGCAGACGCUCCGCUUCGAAGAGAGCACGAUCUGCUGCCUGGGCCCCGGUCGUGCUGGUCACGCCGAGGUGACUGUCAUACUCGGCAACGGCGUAGCGGCGAUGUGCGGUGUGCAGCGAGCGGCUCCGGCGCCUGCAAGGUUUACUGCUGAAGCGUAUGCUGAGGUGGCGGCAGCGCCGUCGGCCUCGAGGGCAGCUCGACAAACCUUCCUCGCGGCGAAUGAGGGUAGUGACAUGCACGUGCUACACACUCUUCAGCUCCCUUUUCACGCAUCGCCGUCUGCAGCCCCGCUGCGCGUGGCAUGGACUGACGCAACUGUGCUGUGGGUGGUGUACUCGGACGGCUCUGUAGUGGCGGUGCAGUGCGGUGAGAGGAUAGGCACCGGCAGUGGCGCCGAGGGCAAUGAGGAACUGCAGCAGCCGUCAGAAGCGUUGGCAGGCCCCAGCAGUGCAAGUCAAGCGCGGGGCUCCACGGUCACGACGCAGGUGCUGGAGGCGCAGCUGAUGGCCACCUGGGCACAAAACGGCGACAGCAACAAGGUAUCCAUGGUGCAGGUGCAGAUCCACGCCGACCCGCGUGCGCCGGUGCUUCACUUUGCCUUUACGACAGCGGACGCCGGCGGCUCAGAGCAGCAGCAGCAGCAGCUGCUGCAUUACGGUACGGUGCGCCUGCAUGGAGCGUCGCCCGCCGUGCAGCUGCACUGGCGGCAGCAUCAAAUCUGCUACGCCGAGCAGCUCUACGGCGUGCGCUAUGAGCGAGGGCAGUUUCACAUUCUCUCGCAAAGCGCAUGCGGCGCCGGGCCUCUGUACGUGGCGACUCUUCUCAAAGACGGACCCGCUGCGUCCUCUGCCGCUGCGGGCGCUGUAUCAGUCGCGCCGUCCUUGGCGAUGACAAUCAUGCAAUGCGCCGAAAGCGAGCUGAGCAGUCACUGUCGUAGCUGCGAAGCUCGGCUGAAGGAGCUGCGGGACUCCGCUCAGGAGCUCACAUGCGAGAAGGAUGCCACGUUGCUACUGCAUCAACUCAUGCAGGCGCAGCACGCCCUCUACGCUCUCUUGACCCGGCAGCAACAGUCUGCGAGUGUGACAGACUUGGCAGCCAGCGAGAGCCUGCCGUACCGACUGCUGCAGCGCGCUGCGCAGGUGUCCCGACAGCACGUUGCGUACGCCCUGUUUGUGCACCUUGGCAUCAUGCACACCAUAUCGAAGCCGUUGAAGGACGUUCUGCGGCUCAGCGAGGCGACAGCGACGGUCGAGGCGGCGCAGGCGCAGUGGAAGUCGCUGCUCCACGACACAUUCCGUCGCAAAAGCGUCUAUCAGAGCUCCGUUGCGGAACUCGCGAUGUGGCAAUCCGCAACACCGCUCUGCAUCGAGGUGCUGCUUGAUAAGCUGGGCCUGCCAGCCGCCGAUGCGUCGUUCACCAUGGCGUCGGCGCUCGCUAGCAUGGACGCUGUCACCCCCGAAAUGGCGGUCUUCAUCCUCUACUACAGCUACGUGGGUUUAGAGCAUUCGGCUGACGCGAGUGGCGCACAGGCGCUGCCAUCGAUGGCAGAGCAGCAGCAGCAGCGCCAGUGGCGCGAGUCGUUUCUGCUCUUGUUCGGCAUGCCGGUGGAUUUGAACACGUGGGCCUUCACGUGCUACGCGGUCGAUCAUGGGGUCAACCCUGCGGAGGCGGCCGAAGCAGAGCAGAAGAAGUCGUUUCUCUACGCGAUGGGGCCCGCGGUGCAGCACCUCGGUGCGCCUCCGUUUGUAAGGCUGCUGGCGCCUGUCGUAAACGGUCUCGCCCAUGUUGCCGCGCUGGAUGUCUUGCUUCGGUUGAUCCCGACCUGCAUUGCGGUGUACACCAGCGCCGGCGAGGACGUUCCGGUCAUGAUGGCGAUGAGGCUCCUCUGCGUGGCUUUGCGCGCUGGCUCGUCGCGCAUGAUCGAGGCUCUGUACGACGUGAUGCGCGGCUCCGAAGAGCUGAUGCACCUGGUGGCACAGCCGUUGGCCUAUGCGGCGCUUCACGCGGGCAGCGUGUCGGCGAUGCGCGGCUGGGUGGGGGUUGGGAGCCCGGUGGCGGACACGAUCGAGCGCACGCUGCAGACUGCGGAGGGGGCUCACCAGCGCGAGGCCGUGCUUAUCUUCUUCUACAUUCUUCUCCAGCGGUACGAGGAUGCGCUGCAGGUGUGCAGCUCUGCCACUCCCGCCGACGCGACGCAGGCACAGCGUCUUCAGGUGGUGCUAUCGUAUCUGCGCAGUCUACUGUCCGCCUCGUCGAAGGCGUGGGGGGAGCAGAAGAUGGUAGUGGUAGCCGACGUUGACCCUCAUCUGCCCGUGGAUGAGGCCUCUGCGUUGCCGCUCUGGCGACCCGAAACGCUGUCAGCUCCACUGCUGCAGGUAAGCUCCGGCGACUUGGCGGAGCAGCUGGGGAGGAUCGUCUCAUCUGCGGGGGAGCACGGAGGCCACAGCGGCGCCGCGGUAGUGGCACUUCGCGGAGCCGCUAGCGCCGGCGGUGCAACGACCGCGCCUGCCUCUGGAGCUCUCGGUGAAGCCGGCGCUGUGUACCACUGCUCGCACAGGGCUACAGGGGAGGGCUUACCGACUCACGCGCGACCUCCGCUGUUUCGCCCCUCGACGCUGCUCUCUUCUGUCGAGAGAGGAUCGAGGGCCGGCAGCAGUGCAGCCUCGUCCUCGUCGUCGCCGGCCGCGGCCGGUAGUGCCGCAACUACUGCAGGUCAGUGCUAG
Molecule: messenger RNA, 3285 nt
Organism: Leishmania major strain Friedlin
Lineage: Eukaryota; Euglenozoa; Kinetoplastea; Trypanosomatida; Trypanosomatidae
Exons: 1
Coding region: 1-3285 (1094 amino acids)
Source: RefSeq, a predicted model, not a curated record